This is a messenger RNA of Hylaeus anthracinus, 1418 nucleotides long. RefSeq lists its product as uncharacterized. NCBI's taxonomy places the organism in Eukaryota, Metazoa, Arthropoda, Insecta, Hymenoptera, Colletidae. The transcript is spliced from 8 exons. Bases 600 to 1289 code for a protein of 229 amino acids. The record is from RefSeq and is a predicted model, not a curated record.
CCGUGGACAUAAUUGGGCCCAGUGGUUUCGCUUUCGUUGUUAGAUUUUCAUAGGACGUUAUCACGGUGCGUGACUCGUUCGUCUCUCCUGAGGGAGCAUGAGGACGUCCAUUGUCGCCGCAUUGUUCUCGUAGCUGGUAGAAAGAUCUCUUCCUAGAUCUUCAAUGGUCACUGAGGUUGCCCUGGAAAAUUCACGAAAGCCAAUUUCCCCUCGUGUGCGUGCAUCAACAAAAGUGGCAUAGGAGUGGAUAGACAAGAGGACCUCUCUUAUAUGACUAUGGCUCUCUUACUGGUGAAAAUAAUAUGGGUGCAAGCAAAUGCAAUUACGACACAUGGAAUUGUAAGCGCGAACCUACGAGGUUUUUAGCCGUGACGACGACUGGCUGGCAUAAUCGCCGCGGCGAAUGCUUAGUUUCGCGACAGUAAUUUGACCAGAAAUCUCUCUUAGGUUCGUUAAUUUCGCUCGAGGAAAUUUCCUAUUUGUCGAGGGUAGGCUAGCGCCCGUACAAAAACUGGCGACGGGUUCAAGGAUUCGUCACACGUAGUUUUGCGCUCGCCUGCAAUUAGUCGAUUCAACACCUGCGUAAACGGAUAUAAAUUAUGGCGACGGUAGAAGUGACCACUUUGUUCUUUCUCUCCAUGCUGCUCACUACUAAAGCAACUAAUCUCAACUCUGAUGUAAACUCCAAGGCUUCAAGGACUCACAGUAAAACAUUUAAUCAUAGUCCAAAAGGUGGACUGAUCUCCUUUAACUCUGAGCAAGAAAAGCUUCGCAUCGACUGGGCCGUGACUAUCCCCUUCAUCUCGAUACCUCUAAAUCACAGGAUUGGAGAUCAUGGGGAAGUUCUGCCACUGCUCGACGUUAACACUAAAGCUCUCGGAUUCGUUGGCCUCUUGACCACCAUCUUCAGCAUUGCUACGCCUCUGUUUUCAAAGAACCACCACCCUCAGCUAAACUAUCGCUCAGAAGAUAACCAGCAAUGGUCACAAAUAAAGAACUCCCUCAAUGAGAUGGUUUUUGGUAACAACUAUGUGGCACCCUGUUUGCAACGCGUAGUUUGCUCUAUCGUUUCAGUAGCAGCGCACAGGGAAAGCCCAACGAGUAUGGACAAGAUAAUCGAUGGUUUAUCAAGUCAUGAGUGGUUCAAGGACGUAACAAAUGGCACCAUCAUCCAAAACGCUGUGAACGUGGGACGAAAAGGAAACCGCGAUUGCGCUCAUGUUUAUAAAGAUUGUCUGAUUACUCCCAAACUUCUCAAGACCAUGAUGAGCGAAUUGGGAAUCGUGUGAGUGAAUCUAUCUGAAUAAUACACACCAAAACUCUUACACAACAUGCUAUUUGGAGCAAAAUUUUAAUAUUCGAGUAUCCUCGUUAUAUUUUUGUAUUGUUAUGUAUGAAUAAACUAGAAAGAGAAUAUA